Messenger RNA from Trichoplusia ni (cabbage looper), 1787 nucleotides. It is a transcript of the gene sqd, whose product is annotated as RNA-binding protein squid. The transcript is spliced from 8 exons. The coding region runs from base 95 to 1081 and encodes 328 amino acids. Gene Ontology annotation, biological process: regulation of gene expression. The record is from RefSeq and is a predicted model, not a curated record. Gene Ontology annotation, cellular component: nucleoplasm. Gene Ontology annotation, molecular function: RNA binding. Lineage: Eukaryota; Metazoa; Arthropoda; Insecta; Lepidoptera; Noctuidae.
UCCUUUCUUUCUUCUGCAUUUGGCAUUCGGAGUUAAAGGUCGUGUGUGGACCUUAGGUUUAAGUUUAUUAUUAAUUUUAGCCUAAACAUAAGUCAUGGCCAAUAACGACAACUUUGCACAAGACGUUACUGAUAAUCAGCUAAAUGGAAAUGCAGAGAAUGGUGGCGGCGAUACGCAAGAACAUAACAGUGCCGAAGCCCCUGGACGCGAUGAUGACAGAAAACUUUUUGUUGGAGGCCUGAGCUGGGAGACAACAGAUAAGGAAUUAAGAGAACACUUCAGUGCUUAUGGUGAGAUUGAAAGCAUCAAUGUGAAGACUGAUCCAAACACGGGUCGCUCCCGAGGAUUUGCCUUCAUAGUAUUCAAGGCACCUGACUCCAUUGACAAAGUUAUGGCUGCGGGAGAACACACAAUUAACAACAAGAAAGUGGACCCCAAAAAAGCUAAGGCACGACAUGGCAAAAUAUUUGUUGGUGGGCUCAGCAGUGAAAUAUCAGAUGAUGAAAUCAAGAAUUUCUUCAGUAAUUUUGGAACUAUCAUCGAAGUCGAAAUGCCUUUUGACAAGACAAAGAACCAAAGGAAGGGAUUCUGUUUCAUUACAUUCGAAUCUGAGCAGGUCGUCAAUGAACUGCUGAAGACCCCUAAGCAGACCAUCGGAGGGAAAGAGGUGGACGUGAAGCGCGCGACGCCGAAGCCGGAGGGGCCCGGCGGCAUGGGGGGGCGCGGCGGGCGCGGCGGCCGCGGCCUGCGGGGCGGGCGCGGCCGCGGCGGCUACGGCGGCCAGGGCGCCUGGGGCAACGGCGGCUACGGCGGCUAUGGCUACGGACAGGGCGGCUACGGCGGCGGAUACGACGGAUACGGCUACGGUGGCUACGGAUACGACAGCUACGGGGGCUACGGCGGUUACGAUUACUCCGGAUAUCCCAAUUACGACUACGGCGGCUACGGCGCGUACGAGGGCGGGUACGGCGCGCGCGCUGCUCCGCGCGGCAAAGGUGACGUUACAGCCGGGUACCAAGGCGGCAAGCAGCGCGGCGGCGGCGGCGGCGGUCGCGCCAACCAGAGGCACCAGCCCUAUUAAACAGUACCUGCCGAUAGUCAUCUCAGUCCAAUAGUGAGGUUAAGUCACCGGUCAUGAGUGUCCCCCGCGCUUCUCGCCUCGCCGCGCUGGGGGCACGUCAUUUCAUUCCACAUAUUAAUUUAAGGAAGUAAUUGAUAACAUUUUAAGAAGAUUUUUUAAGGGUAAAAAUACUGUCAGUUGCGUAAUUGCCGCGUUCGUACGGCUAUAGCGUAAUUUUAUUAUAAUAUAGUAAUGGAUUAUAGAUUCACUGAGUAUUAUUGCAGAUUGAUUAGAUUUGAAUUGAUUCGAUAAUGACAUUUGUCUCGAAAUUUUACCUUCGUACUGAACUAUAGAAAUAAUGAGUAAAUAUAAUUACUGAGCUUAAAUUUGUAACUGUCCCUGUACGCCGGCGAGUCGUCUUGUGAAUUGUGUGCGUGUAGGAACGCGGAUGCGCGCGUGUGUGUGUCGUGUGAAUGUGUAGUAGUCGCCCUCAUUUGUCACUGUCAGUAAUUGAUCUGGAUCUCAUCACAGAAAUGUAGUUUUGUACUUUGUUUGGUAAAGGAUUGAGCAAUCAGAAUCAUGUAUUUUAUACAAAUUAGAUGUUUCUUCCAUUGAAUAGGGAUGAAAUUAAAUUUUUAGACUAAGUAAUCGGUCAUGAACAAACUGAAGAUAUACCAAGUUGUGUAUGUCAGAAUAAAACAAAUGUGUAAAUAAAAUAUUGACUUUU